AUGGCACGUCGUGGUUUAUCGUUGCAACAAAUGCUUGAUUACAUUCAAGAGCUCGAUGAAGCAGAAGACCAAAAUCAACUAACAGAUAUACCAACUGCCAUUUACAUCGAACCUCCUGUAGAUGGAAACAUAUCGGGCGAAGAUGACGCUGAAGACGAAUGUGGGGGCAUCCCAGAUAAUGUUUGCCCGGCUCAGCUAAAAGGCGGCUGUGAAGUUGUAAUGACUAGUGGACGACAUUUACAAAAUUUUGAUGAAGAAGAUGAAAUUGGAGCUCCAAAUAUAAAAGAUUUGCCCGUUAUUGUGGUAGAAGACACAUAUCAAGGAAUGGAGGAGCAACCGACAACAUCCAAUCGUGCAACAUCACCAGACAGAAGGCGGUUACGUAAAGUGCGGCCAAAACCUUCAAAUGUUGCAUUGCCACCAGGGAAUAAGGAAGCAACAUUUGAAUGGGUAAAGAAUGAUUCGCCAUCUCUUAUUCCCAUUUUUCCAGUUGCAAAUUACGAAGAUUGUCGUAAUUUACUACCACACCAACAAUUUGAAAAAUUUUUUGAUGACACAUUAUUGGGACACAUUUGCGAACAAAGUGCAGUAUAUGCGAUCGAACAGAAUGGACCAAACCCUAAUAUAACAGUCAGUGAGCUUCGAGCGUUUAUCGGCAUAUUGAUCAUUACUGGCUACAAUUAUCACGCCAGUUACAGAAAUUUGUGGAGUCAGGAUGAAGACAUUCGCAACAACCUUUCUAGUUCACCACUCGGGUUCAGCGAACUCUUUAACGAAUUUCGAUUACAUGAAAACCUUAAUUCAUUGGACGAGAUUCUUAAUGCCAUAAUUGACGCCGAUGGAAUGUCAUUUAACGACCUUAAACCAAUUUACAAGGAAUUUCUUCUCAAGUUAGCGGUCACUCUUACUAAAGACGAGCUCUUCCACAGAUCAAAGAAUAUUAUGCGUCGACAAAGGAAAAAAAAGUUGAGGCGACAAAAUAGUUCUUCGAUUCCGCAGAAAAAGUCGAAAACUGCAGUUUUCGGUACAAAAAACCUUAAAAAGGUUUUUCAUUUGGGACAGUUUACAUCUUGCCGUGGGAAGCCAAUUAAACUUCACAUAGAUAAAAAAGUCGGAUACAAAAAUCGUUACAUUAGUGAGACCACCACAAAUCAGCCAUCCGUUACCCAGCACCCAAACGAACAGCAGCAGACACGGGUAGCAACUAGUGGAUCGGACGUGUCGGUGGUACGCAACGACAACACCCUCCGUGGCUUAAAUAGAAACAGCAGCAGCGGCUACGUCUCUUGUUCCGAGUGCAGCUAUGACUCAGAAUCAUGUACGUGUACUUCAGCUGACAGAUGUUACUGCAGUCUUAGAACAGAUCACAUCAACAACAGGCUCUGUCGGAAAAAAGAUUCCAACGCGACUCUUUCAAAGCAUUUAACUAACGUCGAUAGGCAUAAUACAUCUUGCCAUUCCGGUAUAGACAAUAACCGAUAUUCGUUAAUCUCGUGUAAUUCAAAUGAAAAAUGCUAUUGUUCUAUGGUGGAACAAGGGGGACCGAGUGAUUUGCCUGGUGCUGACGCAGCCAUCUCACAGUCCGACAGCUCUUGGUGCGACACGGAUAGUUGCGUUAGCACCAGCAAAUGCUAUUGCCCGCGGGAGAAUCGAACAACAAGAUCUGGGUCUGGAGAAAUAAAUCCUUCUAAAGCACACCAAGAUAGCACUUCUGGCCGAACAGCUGCAGAAAAACUAGCUCUGGACUAUGAACUCUUUACGAUCAAUGGCAAUGGCAAAUCUGUUCAGCCACACGAAGCUUUAAGUGUUAAAAAGAGCGUAGAGGCAGCUGCUAUUUUUGCUGAUGUAAAACUUAGCCAAACUACUGAUAUUAAGAGCAUGUGUCCACAACCGUUUUUGAAUCCUAAACCAAGCGAGGAUACAAAAAUAUAUUCCCAUGCGAAAAAAAAACGCGAUUCCUUAAGCAUUGAUCGUCGUCACAACGAUCACAGUGCUUGGAACUUAUCAUCAAGCUCAUCGCAAAAAUGCCGUAGUGCUGACGAUAUAUUGGGAAAAUUGAGAACAAAGAAAGGAAAUGCAAAUCCAGAAUCAUUAAAAAGUACUCUUUCUAAAGGAAAGGCUAAGCAGAUUGAACUGGAGAUGGACGAAAGUGUUCACAAUAAUUAUCCAGCUUUGAAUGCCUCUUUGGAAGAUACAUUAGGGUACUUGCCAUAAAUUAAAGCUAUGCCAAGUAUACUACGUAGAAAUAUGUAUACAUACAUAUGUAUAGUAUAUACUAUUCCAUAUGCACAUAUAUUUUUCGAUUACGUACAUACAUAGCAUGAGCAUGUUAACAGCUUUUUUAGGUGUAAUGACACUACGUAUUCAAAAAAAUAAAACACUGU
Messenger RNA from Rhagoletis pomonella (apple maggot), 2384 nucleotides. RefSeq lists its product as uncharacterized. Lineage: Eukaryota; Metazoa; Arthropoda; Insecta; Diptera; Tephritidae. The record is from RefSeq and is a predicted model, not a curated record.